GCGUCACAAGUAAAGCAAGUUUACUCACUUCUGUCUUCAUUUUCUCGUCUUAAGAAGACACUUUCCUCUCAGAAAAAUUGGGUACCAAAACACAACACUUGUUUAGGCGGAGUUAUCAUAAAUCAUGUUGGUGGAGCUGAUUUGUUUCCUUUUCGUUAUAAUAGUACUUAAGUACUUCUUUUACGAUGACGAUGUUAUCGAUAUUGGUACCUCCGAUUUCAACGCUCUUUUUACUGUUGCCCAAAGACUUGAGAAGCUUUAUGGUGGUAAAGCUCAUGUUGGGCUUCAAAUCCCUGACCAAGACUCAGGUUCUCGACAGAGUAUUGAUAUAGUUCUCGUCACUAAACGGGAAGCAGUGGUAGUUUGUGUUAAGAAUAUAUCAGGGUUUGUAUCUGUUGAUAAGGAUGGGAGAUGGGUUUGUACUGGAGGCCAUAAGACGGAGCGUCUUCCAGAUCCUGUAGCAGAAGCAAAACAAUUAGUUCCUAUUCUUGAAUCCUACCUUGAACAAAGGGGCGUCACUCUUCCCGAAGGAUAUUUGUCUUGCAAAGUCAUAUGCUCAAACCCCGAUUUCCGUACCAUUGUCUCAGACUCUUUUCCCCCAGAGGUCAUAACAUAUGACCAGUGGAUACAACUAAAACCAGAAUCAAGCAUGCUUUCUGGUUGGAUUAAAGGAGCAUUUCAUGGUGGGAAGAAGGAAAUGCAGGAAUCAAUACAUGAGAAGCUUAAUCUUGUACUCAGCACAGCUCCAAUGUGGGACAGGUUAGAGCUCAAAGGUAAUAAAUUUGUCCUUGGAGAGUUUCUGGAGUUCAAAGGGGACCGAGAAGAUGUUCAGGCAUUGGGAGAAAUCAGAAGAUCAAAAGUUAGUAGAGUGACAAUCCAGAAAACAAGCAUGCUUGGUGUGGCUAAGUCCAAGCUCCAAGUUCUCUAUUGUCCUCGAGAUUAUCGUGGUGAAGGGGCUUCAGCUUCUGACUGGAAAGAAGUCACUGUCCAUUCCAGGACGGAGGUUAAAAUUCAGCCUAAAGGUUCAACCAAAGUACGCAAAUACAAGUUAUCGUCAAUUGUUUCCAUGACAUUGAGUGCCUGACGUGUCGGCGUGAAGUACCAUAUAGGCGUUUGAUAGUUGAGAUGGAAAUGGUUUAAUAAAAAUGUUAAAACUAGGCUGAACCUCGUUUUUCCUUUAGAAGUUCUAAGUUGAUGCAUGUACCUAUUUCGUUGCGUAUAUCCCAUCAUGAGCAGCAAUUCCGGAUCAGUGUAAUGCAGAAAGGUUCCCUCAGCUAUUUCCCUUGAUUAAACAUUGCUGACACAGAGCAUGGUAGGGAUUCCGCAAUUUGUCGAAAGUAUAAUUCCUUCUCCCACAAAUUGAAUGACCCAUAAGGUUUUACCAUGUAUACACUGAAAGUGCAAAAUAUUUUUACAGUAUUGUCAUGUUAUAAUAGGUAGUUUACUUAUUUUUCGAACAACAUUGGAUGGAUGGUUAUAAAUUGCUGAUUGCUUGUCCCAA
Lycium ferocissimum is the source of this 1501-nucleotide messenger RNA. RefSeq lists its product as uncharacterized. Lineage: Eukaryota; Viridiplantae; Streptophyta; Magnoliopsida; Solanales; Solanaceae. The transcript is spliced from 7 exons. The coding region runs from base 125 to 1084 and encodes 319 amino acids. The record is from RefSeq and is a predicted model, not a curated record.